AUGCGGUGGGCAAAGCCCGCACAGUUUGCCGUUUUUGGCUCAGCGGCUCUAUUCAUCAUCGUUCUCGUUACCCAUAUUGGCACCGCUCCGUCGCUCGGGGAGAUGCCAGACUGGGUUCCUUCGACAACAUCGUUUACAAACAGCAUCUCGAGUACUCUGGGAAGAGGAAACCUCAAGUCGGUGAUGGAGAAGAGUGAGAAACUAUGGCAGAAGACAGUUGAUCAACGACAUGCUUUAGUUAAGCAACUCCCGGGGAUGGAUUUCUUCCCAGCCCAUGAUACGCCCUCCUAUUUCGCGUUCCCAUUAUCAGUGUGGGAUCUGGUUCCUGCCAGUUAUAACUGCCCAUGGGAGGUUGAGCGUAUUGGCAGAAUGGGCGAUGGGGGAAAAUGGGUGUGCGGGAUGAGCAGAUACGAGAAGAACACUCGGCCUUGUAUCAUCUAUUCUUUUGGAGUCCAAAAUGAAUCCAGCUUUGAACAAGAAAUGCUUGAACGAACAAACUGCGAGAUUUGGGGCUACGACUUUUCCGUCGAGGAAUUUGGACCGGCGAUUGAAUCCAAUGUCAGACAUAGAACACAUUUUAUGAAGGCUGGAAUUGCCGCGCAGACCGACCUCGCUAAAAACCCCCCUUUCUAUUCAAUCCAAGACUUGAUGGAGAAGAAUGGCCAUGAUUACAUUGAUAUUCUGAAAAUCGAUAUCGAGUACGCUGAGUUCAACGCCCUCAGCGCCUUAAACACCCAUUCUCAAAAUGCCCAACAAGAUUUCCCUCUUGGCCAAAUGUUAAUUGAAUUGCAUUUGUUUAAAUCGCAAGGGAUUACAACCCAAGUUUUCUUGGAUUGGUGGGAGAGUCUGGAAUUCAGAGGCUUGCGAGCAGCUUGGACGGAGCCGAAUCUGCUUGCGGUCACUGUUGGGCUCGAAGAUAGGCAACCAAGAUUAGCUGAGUAUACGAUGCUAAACGUCAAGGAUAGAAGGAAUAAGUUGUUUUUGUAA
Molecule: messenger RNA, 987 nt
Organism: Venustampulla echinocandica
Lineage: Eukaryota; Fungi; Ascomycota; Leotiomycetes; Helotiales; Pleuroascaceae
Exons: 7
Coding region: 1-987 (328 amino acids)
Source: RefSeq, a predicted model, not a curated record